Molecule: messenger RNA, 2001 nt
Organism: Zophobas morio
Lineage: Eukaryota; Metazoa; Arthropoda; Insecta; Coleoptera; Tenebrionidae
Exons: 2
Coding region: 283-1512 (409 amino acids)
Source: RefSeq, a predicted model, not a curated record
GAGUUGACUACUAGACGAGUUAGUUCUACGAGGCAGAUAGUGACUCCAGAUCAGCGUCUUUUAUUAAAAAAUAACAUCCGAAGAUUUCGAUCAGCCAUUCAAAGCGCUGUGAAAUAUCGCUGUUCUGAAAGUGGUAGUCAUGAAGAAAAGGUAGCCAGUCUGCGCACCGAUAUUCUUAAUUCAAUAUACCACAUAUUUGGCGAUCAUUCUAAAUGUGCUACAUAUUUUUGUAAAGGUAAACAUACAGGAGUAAUCAAAUGAUAUUUUUGUUGUUUAAUAAUUAUGUUAUUUACAGACAAAGACAGUGCAAAUAAUUACAUUCCGGACAUGACACGCACGGGUUUAUUGCAAGACAUUAGAAUAGUCCUAAACAGAAUUGUUCAACAUGCAGAUAGUUUGUUGCUAGAUAUGGACAAUAACUCUGCAGAGUGUUACAAUUCUGUAGUUGCUAAAUUUAUAGGCGGAAAAAGAAUUAACUUGGCGGGUCGUGAUUCUUUUCAAUUAAGGUGUCAAGCGGCAGGAAUCAGUUUCAAUACAGGACAUUACAAAUAUCCCCAUUUGAUCUACAAAUCCAUAACGAAGCGAAGUCCUGGUAAAUUCGUAAAAUCUUACAUGGCUCAAAAGAAGAGAAUUCAUGAAAACAAACUCACAAGAAGACAACUUUUUCCCGAAAAAUAUAAAAAGAAAAUCAAACUUCCCGCAGAAACUGAUGCUGAUUAUGGACCUGACGCUGCCGCCAUUUCGAAUAUAUUGCCAGACAGCUAUGAGAUUGAAAAAAAGGCCUUUCUUGAUGCUCUUCAAAAAACACCACUGGAAAUAAAUGAGUUGCAACAGAAGACUAUUGGUCAAAGUAACAAUCGAACUUGGGUGGAAGAAAGAUAUAAGCGAUUAACAGCAUCUGUUUUUGGAAAAAUUUGUAAAAUGAGGCAUUCAACUUCAUGCCAAGCGACCGUGAAAAGUCUGUUGUAUAGUACCUUUUCGGGAUCUACCGCUACAGACUGGGGCAAAACACAUGAGCCUAUGGCCGUAGAAGCGUUUCAAAUUGCGAACGAUGUAACUGUUGAACCUUGCGGGUUGUUUAUAGACGCUAAUUUUGGAUUUUUGGCCGCAUCUCCAGAUGGAUUAAUAGGCAAUAACGCCAUCAUAGAGAUUAAAUGCCCCUACUCUGCGGCUCAGACGACACCAAUAGAUGCAAUUUUACAAAAAAAGCUUGCAUAUUGCACUUCAAAUAAUGGGAAAAUACAACUAAAAAAAUCUUCCGAUUACUAUUUUCAGAUUCAGGGCCAAUUGCAUAUUACGAGGCGUGACAUUUGCCAUUUUGUAAUAUGGACACCUCUCGGUAUAGAAGUUGAAAGGAUUUCCAGAGACGACGUAUUUUGGUCACAAAAAAUGGAAUACCGUCUUGAACAAUUUUACUACAAUUGUUUAUUGCCUGAGCUACUCUAUCCUCAACAUCCCAAAAAUCUGCCAAUUCGUGAUUUGAGGAAAAGAGAACCCCAGAAGACGACAUAGAUUUUCUAAUUAAAUAAUUGACCACACUCAGUUUUUUUUUUUUUACAAAAAGACUCAUAAAUUUGCAUUGGUAAUAUGUUAUAAUUUGUUCAUAUACUAAGUGUACUAGUUUAGCUCCAAUUUUUAUAUAUUUUUAUUUUUAUUUUUAACCAGCCACUUUAAAAUUAAUUGUUCCAAUUUUUAUAUUUCCUGUUGGAAAUAAACUACUUUUUUUUACUAAUAAAACCUGGACGGGGUCACAGUGACCUUCCUACUCCUCACUGCAACCGCACCAGUACAAUAAAAAAAAAGAAAGAUUUUUCCUACAGUUACCGGUCGGUAAGUAGCUGUAGGUUCCGCAAUCGUGUGAUUUUUUUUCUCAAAAAAAUUAACAGCAAUUUGACAUUUUUUUUUAAUUUGUGGCAAUGUCAAAGGGCCUUUUUAAAUUUAUUAAUAAUUUACGAAUUUUAAUUUUAUUUUAAACAUAAAAAAUUCUUCAAUAAAAAAUGU